Molecule: messenger RNA, 300 nt
Organism: Dovyalis caffra
Lineage: Eukaryota; Viridiplantae; Streptophyta; Magnoliopsida; Malpighiales; Salicaceae
Source: the annotation of a GenBank genome assembly
AUGGCACUCAGAAGAUUGAUGCUAUUGAAGAUUCCUCUUUGUUGGACACGCAUCUCUUCUCUUUUAACAAACUAUGUUGAGUUGGUGAUUUCUAGCGGGAAGAUGCGAGAGUCUGGAUCACAACAGAAGGUUCUUAUAGAGAAAACACACCUGGGGAAGUUGGUUGAUAUUAGAGAGAGGAUCGUGAAGGGAUUUCACCAAUCACCAGUGCAACCUUCUCAUAACAUCACUCUCUUUGAUCAAGAGUUUGAUGUCCCAACCUCGCCAUCUUCGGUGGCUAUGCAAGCCAGUGAUGCAUAA